AUGGCUGAACCUAAAGCUGAAUCACGCAAAAAUCAAGACUCAAGGCAAAAUCUCUGAAAAUUUAAAAAAGAAAAAUCAAUCAAGGACUCAAUUUUUGAAUUUUAUUGCAGGCUCUUUAAUAGGACUAGAAAUCAAGAAGAUUCUGUUACAAGACAAAAACUGAUAAUAGCGAUUGAGGGUACGAUAUGAUGCCUUCAAGUUAUUAGCUUACUAUAUGUCCCUGAUAUGCCUAUUACUAAUUGAAAAAAUAAUAUGAUCAUAUGAGAAGUCAUAGGACACAUAAAAAUUGAUAAUACCUGCUCAGCAUUAGGAAUAAUUGAUGAGUGCUUUUUUAUAUUACUUUCCUUUACUUAUGCAAGCUUUACAAGUGUUAUUAUUUUGGUCAUAGCUAUUUAUUACUCUUACAGCUUGCCAUCUCAAGUCUUUACUAUUUUAUAUUAUCUUUUUUAUUUAUGAUCGAUUUUUUUUUUAAUUCCGUCGAUUGAGAUUUUCUCGCUUUUCUUCAAGUAUAAUUUUUUGUCUCAAAAUAAAAUUUCAGAAUAUGAAGAUGGAAAGCAGCUAGCUGAUUUUGAAGUCGGCUCUAUAUGAAAAAUUACAAUUAUUUUUCUAUUGAUAUUUGGGUUUAUAUUGUAUUUAUUUUAUACAGAAUUUUCGGCUGAAAUAAGGCAUUCUGCUAUAGAGAAAAAUUUGAAUGCAAAGGCACAUUCAAGGAUUGAUACUCAUAUAGCAAUUUUUACUUAUAUUUUUCCAAUUGCUUUUGCAUUAUUCGCUAAAGAUCAUAUAAUUUAUUUACAAAUUUUAGCGAUUUUUUUUUCAAUGAUUUUACUCAAAGAAACUGCAAACCUUUUACCUUAUUUUUCGAUAUUUUGCAAUACAGUUAUUAUUCUUAGACUAUGUUUUAUUGCUUUAUUCUCCUUUAUUUUUAUUUUGGGGCGCCUUAUGGACAACUCAUUAGCUAUUUCCCUCCUAUUAAUUAUAUUGGGACCUUUGUCUUCUGUAUUUAUCAUUCAAUUUUCUAUCAAGUUACAAACAAAACCAAAUAAAGACAUACCUGAAAACUUGAAUAAAAUAAAUUCCCAAUAUGAUUUAGAAAAAUCAAUUAGACACGAAUUGUGCUCAAAUAGUACUGCACAUAAGGAUGAAAUAAUUAAGAUAUUUGAGAAUUUCUUUAUAGAAAAAAGGCUAAAUGGAAACAAACUUCAAGCUAUAUGAGCUGCAAAUUACUGCUAUUUUACCUUACAGGAUGAAUCUUUAGCCAAAAUUAAGCUUGCUAAAACAAAGUAUAUUCCUGAUUCAGGCUUAGAAUCUAAUUAUCAAGAGUAUUUAUGCCACAAAAAUAUCUUAGAAGCUUGUGCUUCUCAAAGCUCUCAGUUUUCAAAUUAUUUUUUACAAUUCCACACAAUAAAAAAAGCAGACCAAAAAUUGUGCAUAAAUUUAUUUAAUUUUUGAAAUGAGAUUACAUCUACUAAGCCUGAUCUUACUAAAUUGAAAAAAAGUUUAUCCAGAAUAAAUAACGAAAUUUCUGAAUUAAAUUCAAAUUACCAUCAGAUUUUUACUAAAUUCCCGAAUUCUAGAGAAUCUUUGGCUCUAUAUGUUUCAUAUACUAAAGAUAUCACUUAUGAGUAUGAAAAAUCAAAUUUAAUUGAGGUAAAGCUGAGGGCAAUUGAAAGAUCUCAGUCAAACCCUAUCAAUAAUUCUAGCAAUUUCAGCUAUUUUAAUGAUAAUAAUGGGGUUCUCGUAAUUUCUAAUGAACCAAGCAAUUUUGGAGAAAUUCUGUUUGCAAACCCAAAAUCUUCAGAAAUUUUUAAGCUCCCUUUAAAAAACAUAGCUAGUGACAAUUUUUUUAAUUUUAUUGAUCCUUAUUAUAAAGAAAGAGUCAGAGAAAAAUCCAAACAAUUUAUUCAGUUCAGCUCAGUAUCAGAAAUCGAUUUAAGCCAGGGAUUUUUUUUAACAGUCCGCAACAACUUAUUAGACUGUACAGGAAAAUUAUGAGCAACCUCAAUAAAUAGCCUACUUGUAGCUAUACUUGUCUUUAAGCCAAAAGAAAAUUCGCAUCAAUUUGCAUUAGUUUCUGAGUCUGGAGAAAUAAUUCGUUAUUCAAGAAAUUUUGCGAAAAUUUUAAGAAAAUCUGAUGAAAAUUUAAUAGGGUGCAAGCUUAAAAAAUUAUUUUUUAAAUCAGAAAAUUUUGAAUGAAAACUGGAUUUUCCUUAUCAUAUAAAGCAAAAUUUUGGUGAAUAUUUGCUCAUUCUAUCAUUAUAUGAAAUUUAUAACAUAAAAAUUCCAUAUAUUAUCCUAAUAAAUGACAGUGAAGAAAUAUUUAAAUGGCAAAAUUCAAAUAAACCUGCACAAAAUGACCAAGAAAAGCUAGAGGUCGCUACCAAUAAAUUAUCAGUAAAUUUUGCAGAAUGUGACACUUUUCGUACAAUCAGCUCUUAUCAUAAAGAAAAUCAGCGAGAUGAAGACUUGGACUCGAAAAUGAAUCUUUUUACUGAUGAAGAUGCAAAAAAUUCAUCAGACCAGCAGGACGCAAAAUCCCAAGUAUCAGUCACUGCUAUCCAGCACAAGUUCCUCAAUAUGGUACAUUCAUCAGCUAGGUCCAUCAAUAUUUUACACCUCGCUUUUGUUUUUUCUGUAAUUUUUAUUCAGAUUAUAACUGUUUUAGCAGUAAAUAUCGCGGUUUUGGCCUAUGCCUUUGCCGAUAUAAAAUUUAUAAGUGAUAUGAAUCUUCUGGUUAACAUUGGAAAAGCUGGGAAAAAUUUUCAAAGAAUUGCACUUUAUGCACAAAUUUUGCUGAUAGUCCCAUCACUUCAGAUUGAAAAUGGCGAUUUAUUAAUAAUAGCUUCAGUUGAAAAAUAUGUACAAGCUCUGUCAGAACUGGAGACUGUUUAUUCCAGCAUAAUAUCAAAUUCCAGAAAUUGAAAUGCCUGUUCCAGCCAAAGUAUUUUAGGUGAAGACAAAAUGAAUUUAUGAAGCACAGAAGAUUGAACCGCAAGGGAAAAAGCAAAUUUAAUAGAUACAAUUUCAAUGUUUAUAAAAAAUGUAAAAUAUAUUCAGGGAAAUGAAUUUGAAAGGAAACUGGCAGAUCCAUCAGAAAAUCCUUGAAGCGUGUACAGAUUUUUGCUGCUUAAUGGGUGGGGAGUGGCGCUCGACUAUUGUAAUCAAUCAUUAAUUGAUAUCAUAGAAUGCCAAGAGUCAAUGAUGAUUGAAUUUAAAUCUCAAAUGAUUAUUCUACUAAUAUUAGGCCCUGCGGUACUUAUUGCAUGCAUUUUGAUGAUACUCCCGUUUUAUUACUCGAUUUUUAAGAUUGAAAAUAUACUUUGAAAUAAUAUAAGAAAAAAUGCUUUUAAUAGCUAUUCUGAGCUUAAACAAACAAUUUUGGAAAGACUCAAAGAAGUCCAUGCUAAGUCUGAAAACCUUUUUUCUUAUUCUCCUUUCUCAAUGAAAAACAAAACCAUUAGAAAAAUCCUAAUUUUUGUGUAAAAUCACCUCUGAGAGCAAACAAAAAAUUUUUUAAAUAUAAAAAUUGUAUUUUGAUAUAUAUAUAUAUAUAUAAAUAAUUAGGAGAAGAAAUAUCUAGCUGUUUCUAUUGAAUUUGCAUUUUAAACAUAAAUUUUAUAAAUUAAAUUAAAAAAUUGGGAUUUUUUUGAAUUUCGAAAAUAAAAAUUUUACACUUUAUUUUCAAAAAUUUAAUCUCUGAAACAAAAUUUUGUUCGCUGAUAUAUGAGAGGAUUUAUCAAAACCCCUCAAUGGAACCUUAUAUUUUUAAAAGCUAUUGGAGGUAUUCGUGGAGAAUACUUGCAUAUCUAGCCGCUGUUAUAUUGUUUUGCUUGAUAAACACGACUUAUCUUUAUGAAGAAUGCUCACAAUAUUUAAUGGAUAGGCCAGAAGUAUUAAAAGAUUUAAUACAAAAUCAGAUUCUGUAUACUACUGCAGCUGUUUGGGGACAGCAAAUGUCUGGCGAAACAUAUGGUCUUGGAUUAUGACUCCAGUUCCCUUUUGCAACCCCUUUUUCUCGCAGCACACCCAUAAUAAACUCCACAAUUAUUAGCAUUGAGAAUAAAAAAUUAGCCUUAAGAAAUUCUAAGUUUUCAUCAAUUUUGUCAGAUAAUUUUAGAAGGCUUUUUUAUGAAAAUAAUAAUGGAGUUUGCCCAUAUUUUGAUCUUGGGGUAUAUGCAGCUCAAGAAUUAUGAAGAUUUGAUAUAUAUACUCUCGCAUACGGAAAUUCAAAUCCGCAAUUUUGGGUUGAUUUUAUGGAUAACCUUCAGCAUAUAGAUGAGUUUUAUACCAGCGCUAUAGAUGAAAUUGAUAAAUACUCGCAAAGUGUCAUUGAUGACCAAAUGAAAAUAAUAACAAUCUCACUUAUUAGCUUCAUUAUGUGCUCGUUUGUGGCUUAUUUUGGAUUUUAUUUGCUGUUUUUCAGAAAUGAAAAAAAAUAUAUGCAGAAAAUCAAUGCGAUAUUGAAAAUUAUCCCUAGUAAAUAA
Molecule: messenger RNA, 4481 nt
Organism: Blepharisma stoltei
Lineage: Eukaryota; Ciliophora; Heterotrichea; Heterotrichida; Blepharismidae
Source: the annotation of a GenBank genome assembly